Molecule: messenger RNA, 3323 nt
Organism: Balaenoptera ricei (Rice's whale)
Lineage: Eukaryota; Metazoa; Chordata; Mammalia; Artiodactyla; Balaenopteridae
Gene: ART1
Product: ADP-ribosyltransferase 1
Exons: 6
Coding region: 228-1208 (326 amino acids)
Molecular function (GO): NAD+ poly-ADP-ribosyltransferase activity; NAD+-protein-arginine ADP-ribosyltransferase activity
Source: RefSeq, a predicted model, not a curated record
UGGCCAUCGCUGGAGACCAAUACCAGCUUCCCUAUCCCGGAGAAAGUCUAGAAGUCAAGCAGGGGUGGUGGGGCACGAGGCUGAAGAGGUUAGGGCGGGCAAGGUCACAGAGUGCUUCAGAUGCCAGUGCCUGGAGGCUGGACUCUGUCCUGAGGGUAAGGAGAUUCCCAUUUUCCAGACGAGGAAACUGAGACCCAAAGAGUAACUUGCCCAGGGUCACCUCCAACAUGCAGACCCCUGCCAUGAUGUCUCUGCUGCUCGUGUCCAUGGGCCUCAUGGAAGCACUUCAGGCCCAGAGCCACCCCAUCACACGACGAGACCUCUUCUCUCGAGAAAUGCCCCUGGACAUGGCCCUGGCCUCCUUUGACGACCAGUAUGCUGGCUGUGCCGCAGCCAUGGCGGCGGCUCUCCCGGAUCUCAACCGCACGGAGUUCCAGGCCAACAAAGUGUACGCCGAUGUCUGGGCUCAGGCAAGCAGCCAGUGGCAGGAGCGCCAGGCCUGGGGACUCAAGUGGGGCCUCAGCCCUACCCGUCUGCCCCCGCCCACGGGCUUCCGAGAAGAGCAUGGGGUGGCCCUCCUGGCCUACACAGCUAACAGCCCCCUGCACAAAGAAUUCAACGUGGCCGUGCGCGAGGCUGGCCGCUCCCGGGCCCACUACCUCCACCACUUCUCCUUCAAGACCCUCCACUUUCUGCUGACCGAGGCCCUGCAGCUGCUGGGCAGGGGCCAGCGUCCACCCCAGUGCCGCCAGGUGUUCCGAGGGGUGCAGGGCCUGCGCUUCCGGCCAGCAGGGCCUGGGGCCACCGUCAGGCUGGGGGGCUUUGCCUCUGCAUCCCUGCAGAAUGUUGCAGCCCAGCAGUUUGGGGAAGACACCUUCUUUGGCAUCUGGACCUGCCUCGGGGCCCCUAUCAAGGGCUACUCCUUCUUCCCUGGGGAGGAGGAGGUGCUGAUCCCUCCCUUCGAGACCUUCCAGGUGAUCAAUGCCAGCAGACCAGCCCAGGGCCCCGCCCGCAUCUACCUCCGGGCCCUGGGCAAGCGCAGCACAUACAACUGCGAGUACAUCAAAGACAAGCAGUGCAAGUCAGGGCCCUGCCGUCUGGAUAACUCAGCCGUGGGUCAGGGCCCCCUUUCUGCAGUCUGGUCCCUUCUACUGCUGCUCUGGUUCCUUGUUGGAGAAGCCUUUCCAGAGAGUCCAGGACUCCUCUAAUCCAUCAGCCACUGAACAGCUCUGCCGUCACCUCUGCCCAACAUGAGGAUGUCAGCCACAUGUAUGCUUUAAGUGUGGCCAAGAUCUGUGGUAACUCCAUCUGUAGGGAACUCGGGGAUCUUCUCUGGCAGCUGCCAGGCUUGCUAGCAGGAAGAGGAAAAUGUAGGGACUGGGCCUCACCCAGGGGUCUAGGAGUAAGACGGUGAAUAGAGGUGGGGGGACUGCAGGACAGGUAACCACUCACUUGGAGAUAGAAGAUUAAAGUAGUUUGGAGGGGGGGUGAUUGGGGAGAAAAGUACUUGGCCAUGGUACUUGCUGAUAUUACUCAAAUGCUUCCCAUGUACACCUGGACUGCUCCUGUUCGCUCCUCCAGGAAGCCUUCUCUGGCCUCUCCACCCUGCUGAGUUAGGGGCCCUGCCUCUGUGCUCCCAAAGGGCCCUGGUCUCCCACGUCCAACUGUGAGCUUAUGAAGGCAGGGACUGCAUCCGAGGCACAGAGGUGGUGCCAGAAAAUGUGUGGAAGUCAGAAAGGAACAAAUACCUUGUGAAUAGCUGGUUCCUGUACUGCCCCUGCUUUGGGCACCUUCAAGCUCUCCGGAUGUCACUGUGUGGGAACGGGGUGGACUGGAUCUCAUUUUCUUGUCAGCAAAGAUGUAAUUUCUGCUCUGAUCCAUGAGUCCUAAGGUCCCUAAGAGGCUGGAUCCCCAAGUUCCACCACCACGGGCCCUAAGGGUAAGAGAGGACAUGGAGGAAGUGAUAGGCACACACUUUAUUAUCAGUCGGGGCUUUGGGGCCAAAUCCUUGUGUGGUCUCCUGCUCUGGAAACUGGACCAGGAAUCCUGAAUUCCCAGUUGCCUCCCCUGAGCCCCCAGGUAGGGACAGGCAAGAUCAAGUCCCUGUAACAGCAGCCACAGAGGAAGGAAGAGAAGACAGGAAAUGUGGCCGUUCUGUUUGUACUACCUGCACUCUCCUCACUGAAAGCACGAACACUCAGCACCGGAGUUCAGUUCUGUCCCUCCAGGACUGCCCUUUGACCUUGACCCUUCUUAGAGUUCCUCCUCUGCAGGAAUCAGGGGAGCGGCAAGCUCUGGAUUUCCCCUUAGAGGUUAGGGCACAGAGACAACGAGUACUCCCUCUGGUGUGUGAAGUCAGUAGCGCUGAAGAGAGGAUGUCCCAGGCUCUGAGGCCCAGUGGAGAGAGACUGAGUGGCCUGAGGGCCAACCACCACCUGGCCUGGCCAUUCCAUCCCCGUCUGGAGGUGCUGUGGCUGCAGCAGACCCCUGGGACUCACAGGGCCUGCACCAGCACGAGAAGGCUCAUCACCAGGGCCAUGGAGAAGAAGAUGCCCAGGAAGAAACGGUCCAUGACACGGGCCAGGCACUUCCAGUCCUCAUGGCAGCGCUGGGCAGCCCUGUGUCUGUGGAAGGUGUUGGUGAUGGUGGCUACAUGGCGCAGCAGGGCUUCCUGAUGGCACAGACACCGAGGCUCACGGCAAGGGCCUGCUGGUGGGCCAGCUUCUCUGUCAGGAGGCUGGGGGCUGGGGGAUGACUCAGGAGGUCUAGACUGCCCACAGGACUCCCCUCGUUCCCACACACACAGGCCCCGCGCCAGGCGUCCCAGCAGGAGGGCCCGAGCCCAGGCUGGCACUGGGCGGGCACUGGGACCACAGUAAUGCAGGUUCAUGAUAAGGAUGGUGAGCGCUGUGGAGAAGGUGACCAUGGUCAUGGUGGCCAUGUAGUACUUUCCUGCAGGAGAGGGAAAGGGAACUGAGGCCCCAAACAAGAACUCAGGGGGCCUGAGCUCCCCAACUGCCUGAGCACAAGGAGGAAUGAGCUCAUCCCCCCAUAAGGCUCGCAGGACCCUCCAAGCCCAACGGAUGGAAGCGGGAAGAAGGUAAGGGCCAAGGGCUCCCUCUCCCGCAUUCCCCCGUCAGGUUCUCAGAAGCUACCUGCUCCGUAAUUGUUCCCCUCACUGCUGGAGGCUGGACUCACCCACAAUCCCGUGAAAGUCACGCUCUUAAAUAGAUCCAGCAUGAUCUGAAGCAAGUUAUAAUAGAACCUUCCUCACAGGUGUGUGGUGCUGCUUCCUUGAGUUAAUAAACGUCAAGUGUUUAGGA